Tarenaya hassleriana is the source of this 3504-nucleotide messenger RNA. RefSeq lists its product as uncharacterized. Gene Ontology annotation, cellular component: nucleus. Gene Ontology annotation, molecular function: transcription corepressor activity. The record is from RefSeq and is a predicted model, not a curated record. NCBI's taxonomy places the organism in Eukaryota, Viridiplantae, Streptophyta, Magnoliopsida, Brassicales, Cleomaceae. The transcript is spliced from 4 exons. The coding region runs from base 303 to 3323 and encodes 1006 amino acids.
CUUGAAGACUUUGCGUCGAAAGAGCGGUCAGUUCUCUCUCUCUCUCUGCACAAAAACGAAACUUCUUCGGUUUCUUAGCUUUCUUUGUCCACUCGAGAAUUCCCCCCUCGCAGAAACGCGAACAAUGCAGAGCUAGAACCCCUUCCCCUUCACAAAAACUCAAAGAUAAUAAUCAUAUGGCCUCGUUCUAUAAAUUUCGCUGCCAGUUGAUUUCAAUGUUCAUGAAUUGAUGAUAUGUUCUUGGAGCUUGUGAAGCAGUGAAAAUUAGAGGUUUUCAAUCACAGAGUUCUUUAUCGUUUACGAUGGUUGGUCUAAGUGAUGAUGAAAGCAAUCCUAUGGAGCAAACGUAUUAUCCCGAGGAUUCCUCCGAUGUGGAAUAUGCAUGUGGAGACCCGCAAGUUGAUCCUCGGGUUGGAGAUGAAUACCAGGUCGAGAUUCCUCCAUUGAUGUCUGAAUCUGAGCGUGCAUCUCUUUUGUUGAACCCCGUUGCUUCAGAUAUCGUCUCUGAUUCUUCUUCGUAUUCCUUUUGCGUGGGAAAACCUGUCCAAGUGAUAUGGAUUGAUAGCGGAACUGGGAAACACGGAUAUGAACAGGGACUUGAAGAUAGUAAUGUUGACAUGAAUGAAUCUCUCAGAUCUUUAAAAGCAAAAGGUACGCGUUCUUGUCUGAAGAUCAGAGGCCAGGCCGAUGGGAGUUCGGAAUCUACGACAGAGAAAAAGAAAACGUCGAAUCUUGAAGCUGUUCCUGGGAAAUCGGCUGAGUCUUGGGAAGUCUCUGAAGUGGAGAGCUUCGUUCUUGGGCUGUAUACAUUCGGGAAGAAUUUUACUCAGGUGAAGAAGUUCAUGGAGAAUAAAGAAAUCGGAGAGAUACUGUUAUUUUACUAUGGGAAGUUCUACAGAUCCGCAAAAUACCGGAGUUGGUCUGAUUCUCGUAAGAAACGAAACCGGAAGUGCGUAUGUGGAAUGAAGCUUUAUUCAGGUUGGAGGCAGCAACAGUUGUUAUCCCGUUUGAUUCCCAACCUUCCCGAUGAAUCUCAGAAAGAUAAGCUCGUGAAUGUCUCGAAGUCAUUUGCCGAAGGGCAUACUUCACUAGAGAACUACAUCAUCUCGCUGAAAGAAAUUGUGGGCCUUGGGGCUCUUGUAGAUGCAAUGGCGAUCGGUAAAGUGAAAGAAGAUCUGACAAUUGUCGCGACAGAACCCGUCAGGACCAAACAGUGGUUCACGGUUUCUUCGAACUCAUCUGCAUCUGCCUGUGCAGGAGCUUAUGCUUCACUCACAUCUGGUGACAUAGUUAAGGAAUUGACAGGUGGUUCCCGUCUGAGCAAAGCUCGUUGUAACGAUAUCUUCUGGGAAGCUGUCUGGCCACGGUUACUGGCAAGAGGCUGGCACUCGGAACAGCCAAAGGACCGUGGCUAUGUCACGUCUAAAGAUUACCUCGUCUUCCUUGUUCCUGGCGUGAAGAAGUUUUCGAGACGGAAACUUGUUAGAGGAGAACAUUACUUUGAUUCUGUCAGUGACAUUCUGAAAAAGGUUGCUUCCGAUCCCGAGCUUCUCGAGUUUGAAGCCGGUGGAGAGGUCAGACCCGGAAACGAGCUUGUUGCAGAGGACUCUUCUGACCCGUCGGAUCAAGAACUUUCCCUGCGUGAUAGCCAGCGUCACCGUUACCUCAAGUCACCAGGUUCUAACCGUCGGGAUUUGCGUAUGAAGUUCACUGUUGUGGACACUAGUUUGGAUGGAGGGGGGAAAUUGUGUGAAUUACGUGAGCUGAGGAAUCUGGACAUGGAAUCUCCGGUUCCCGGAUCUGCACUGAGUCGAGGAGAGAUCGGUGUUUCUGUUUCGGGAAACGUCCCAGACAAGUCAGAACCGGAAAAAGCCUGCGAAAUGAUUCCGGUGGUGGAUGGAAAGAAGCAUGUCAAGGGAGUUGAUGGACGGAAAACGGAAAGAAGACGUGCAAACAAUCUGGUCGAUGACCCGAUGAAAUUCACGAUUGUGGAUACGAGUCUGGACCACGGGGGAAAAUCAUCCGGGUUACGUAAAUGGACACGUUUACCGGGUGAAGAAGAUUUAAGCAACACGAGUAAAGGCAUCUCCAGAGAGGUCUCUUCUGGUGAUUCGAUGGAUGGAUCUGCAAAGACCCGAGAUGGGUUUGAGGUGAAAACAAACAAAAAUCCGUUUGAGAAUCUGAAUUCUCGCGAGAAUCUGAUGGAUCGGGAUCGAUCAAAGAGGGUUAUCAAGCAUAAGUUCAUCCGGAGAGCAGAAUCUAACGAUCAUACAGUUAAUUCUGUCCCCUUAUUGAAACGCAGGCGGCUCAGUGCUUGCGUUAGGAGGGAAAUAAGCCGUUCAGGCGAAAAUGCGUCAAUCAAACCGUCUGAAUCCGACCAGAUAAGACUCUGCUGUCCUGAUAUCCCCAGUGAGGUUCGUUGCCAAGAUAGUUCUCGUGAAGAGAUGAAUCAUAAGAACGAAGAGAAAUCUGAAACCGUGUUCUCAAUGAAUAUUGACUCGAAGCCUGAUGAAACGGAAGAGCCUGUAAGUGGGCAGUAUCCAUUCUUGAAGAUUCAAGAUGAUGGAGAUAUUAGACCAAAUGGGUUCUCUUGGAUGUUGGAUUCAGACAAGAACUGCUUUUCCAAGGAACAAGGAACUCUGCAUGAACCCGUACCGUCAGAACAACAAGAACAAACAAAUCGGUUCUGUUCUGUGUCGGAUUUGGACAAGAAAUGCUCUUCCAAGGAUCUGGGAACUAGCCAAGAACAAGGUCAACUAAUUCAGCCCUUGUCAAUGCCAAAGUUAGAGAAUAAUUGUUCUUCCAAGGAACUGGGAACCUCCCAUGAACCACACAGUUCAUCUGAGCAAAAACAAGAACAGGAACAAGAACAAGAACAUCAGAUUAACACAGAUGUUCCUAGAAGACAAAGCACAAGAAAGCGGCCAUUGACGACUCGAGCUCUAGAAGCACUUGAAUCAGGCUUUUUCACAACAAAGAAGAUGAGGAGCAUGACAAAACCGAGGAAACGAGAAAAUUCCCCGAAGAAGAAGCAACCAGCUAAAGCUCGUGACAGAGCUUCUGUCUCGGACAGCAGGAUCCCAGACUCGGAGCACAGAGCUGAUAGAAACGUUCUUUCGAAGAAAGCAACGACGACGACGAGUAAGCUUCUGGAUCAAAUAGAGGAUGCACAGCCAAGUUUUCUUUUGAAGAAAGGGACGACGGUGAAUAAGCCUCUGAAUCAAAUAGAGGAUUCCAGGCCAGUGAUCCCCGAGGUCCCUAGACUUCCGCCUAUCGUGUGGAAGCUCCCUCCGAAGCGAGAUUCAGAAGCUACCCGAAACUGAAAUUCGGAACGUUUGAUUCCGAAAACUUGGCCUUGCAGAAGAAGAAAUUGUGUACCUUUUAUCCCUGUUUUUGAUGGUUUGUUUUUUGAUAGAAGGUAAUAAUUCUCCAUAACCGUGACCUCUUCUGUAUUUCAUAUUCUCUGGAAAUGAUUUUCAUUAAAUUUUCUCCAUUUUUGAACUA